CAGUGGACUAAUUCGUCACGCACGGCCCAAAGCUGCUGCUUAUUUUUUCGUUUUCGCGAAGUCCACCUCCCCUCCCCUCCUCCACCACCUCGCCGCUGGGAAAAGAGGAAAAAGGCCAUGAUCUCGCCGGGGAGUCCGCCGGGUUCUUCGUCCCAGAGCCCUAGAUCUCCGUCGGCCCCGCUGUUCCUCUCCGUCACCGUCACCGACCCCGUCAAAUUGGGCAAUGGCGUCCAGGCCUACAUCUCCUACCGGGUCAUCACCAAGACAAAUUUACCUGAAUAUCAAGGGCCAGAGAAAAUUGUCAUUCGCCGUUACAGUGACUUUGUGUGGUUGCAUGAUAGGCUUGCUGAGAAGUACAAAGGGAUUUUUAUUCCUCCUCUUCCAGAGAAGAGUGCUGUAGAGAAAUUCCGCUUCAGUGCCGAGUUUAUUGAGAUGAGACGUCAGGCAUUGGACAUAUUCAUAAAUCGAAUAGCUUCUCACCCUCAACUUAAGCAAAGUGAGGAUUUGAGGACCUUUUUACAGGAGGACGAAGAGACAAUGGAGAGAGCAAGGUCUCAAGAGACUGGUAUUUUCAAGAAGAAGCCUACGGAUUUGAUGCAAAUAUUUAAGGAUGUACAGUCAAUGGUUAGUGAUGUUGUUCUUGGAAAGGAGAAGCCUGUGGAAGAGUCUAAUCCUGAAUAUGAGAAACUGAAACAUUAUAUAUUUGAGCUUGAGGACCACCUAGCAGAGGCACAGAAGCAGGCUUAUCGUCUAGUGAAAAGACACAGAGAGCUGGGACAGUCAUUGGCAGACUUUGGAAAGGCAAUCAAGCUUUUGGGUGCUUGUGAAGGAGAUUCUCUUGGGAAGGUGUUCUCUGAUCUUGGAUCGAAAUCAGAGCUGUUAUCAAUCAAGCUACAGAAGGAGGCUCACAAUCUUUUAAUGAAUUUUGAAGAACCUUUGAAGGACUAUGUUCGUGCAGUGCAGUCUAUCAAGGCCACUAUGACAGAUAGAGCCAAUGCUUUCAGACAGCAAUGCGAGUUGGCUGAGACAACAAAGUUAAAGGAAAUUAAUCUUGAUAAACUGAUGCUUAUGCGAUCUGAGAAGGCUGUGGAAGCAGAAAUUGAAUACAAAGAGUUGAAGGCAGAGAGUGAGGAGGCAACUAGAAGAUUCGAGACAAUUGUCAAGUUGAUGAGUGAAGAAAUGAUGCGGUUCCAGGAACAAAAGACUGCAGAUCUGGGGCUUGCCUUCCAUGAAUUUGCUAGGGGGCAGGCGAAACUUGCUAAUGAGAUUGCAGAUGCAUGGCGCAGCCUUGUACCUAAGCUUGAUGCUUGUUCUCCUUCCAUGUGUAGUUAAAUUACUCAAAACAUUGUGCGUCAGGGUGGUUUUGUUUAAUUGCUAGAUAGGAGAGGCUUUCAUUAAAUUGUGAAAACUGUGGUUCGAUUUUCUUGACUACUAUCUGAUUUAUACAUGGAGUCGGUUGCUUUGUAACAAAUAGCAGAAAUAUGAGGGCUAACCAUGAAGAGAAAUGCCUCAGAGAGAUGUUUUUUUUUAUCCAUCUUUUAUUAAUAUGGA
Phoenix dactylifera (date palm) is the source of this 1551-nucleotide messenger RNA. RefSeq names its product sorting nexin 1 (gene SNX1). NCBI's taxonomy places the organism in Eukaryota, Viridiplantae, Streptophyta, Magnoliopsida, Arecales, Arecaceae. Gene Ontology annotation, cellular component: endosome. Gene Ontology annotation, molecular function: phosphatidylinositol binding. The record is from RefSeq and is a predicted model, not a curated record.